AAACUCCUUCGCAGAUAUUGAUUUGAAACUGGCUACAAUGUGGCGUUGACCGUCACUUCCUCGUUGUAGCGCUCGCGCUGCGGAAGUGUUUGAAAGUGCAGUUGCGCGAGACGACUAGCGCUGCACGAGCUGAUCGAUAGGCCUCCGCACGCGGCAUGUGAUGGAGUGGCAGCCGGAUGAACAAGGCCUCCAGCAGGUCCUGCAUCUCCUGAAAGACUCCCAGUCUCCGAACACAGCCGCGCAGAGAGCUGUGCAGCAGAAACUAGAGCAGCUCAACCAGUUUCCUGAUUUCAACAACUAUCUUAUCUUCGUCCUGACAAGGCUGAAAACUGAAGAUGAGCCCACUCGAUCUCUCAGCGGUCUGAUACUGAAGAACAACGUCAAGGUUCACUAUCAGAACUUCCCCCCUGCAGUCGCGCACUUCAUCAAGCAGGAAUGUUUAAACAACAUCGGAGACCCUUCCCCUCUCAUCCGCGCCACGAUCGGCAUCCUCAUCACAACGAUUUCCACCAAAGGGGAGCUGCAGACGUGGCCGGAGUUACUGCCUCAUCUGUGCAACAUGCUCGAUUCGGAGGACUACAACAUCUGUGAGGGCUCGUUCGGAGCUUUACAGAAGAUCUGCGAGGACUCGUCUGAGCUCCUAGACAGCGACGCUCUCAACCGACCCCUCAACAUCAUGAUUCCCAAGUUCCUGCAGUUCUUCAAACACUGCAGUCCCAAGAUCAGGUCUCAUGCUAUUGCCUGUGUGAACCAGUUUAUCAUCGGAAGAGCACAAGCCCUGAUGGACAACAUUGACACCUUCAUUGAGAGUCUGUUUGCGCUGGCCGCAGAUGAGGAAUCGGAGGUGCGCAAGAACGUGUGCAGGGCUCUGGUCAUGCUGCUGGAGGUGCGAGUGGACCGCCUCAUCCCUCACAUGCGCAGUAUCGUUGAGUACAUGCUGCAGCGCUCACAGGACCCGGAUGAGAACGUGGCCCUGGAGGCCUGUGAGUUCUGGCUUACACUGGCUGAACAGCCCAUCUGUAAGGACGUCCUGUCUGGACAUCUUGCACAACUGGUUCCUGUUCUGGUGAACGGCAUGAAGUACUCUGAGAUUGACAUCAUUUUGUUGAAGGGUGACGUGGAGGAAGACGAGGCCGUGCCGGACAACGAGCAGGACAUAAAGCCACGCUUUCACAAGUCUCGCACCGUCACCCUUCGGCAUGAGGGUACUGAGGGUGAGGAAGGAGAGGAGAGUGAUGAGGAUGACGAUGACGACGACGACAGUUUGUCCGACUGGAAUCUACGAAAGUGUUCGGCGGCUGCCCUUGAUGUCCUGGCAAACGUGUUUCGGGAUGAGCUGCUGCCCCAUCUACUUCCAGUGCUGAAGGAGCUGCUGUUCCACCCGGACUGGAUUGUUAAAGAGUCUGGCAUCCUGGUGCUGGGAGCCAUCGCUGAAGGCUGUAUGCAGGAUAUGGUGCCGUACCUGCCGGAGUUGAUUCCUCACCUGAUCCAGUGUCUCUGUGAUAAGAAAGCGCUGGUCCGCUCCAUCGCCUGCUGGACUCUGAGCCGCUAUGCACACUGGGUGGUCAGCCAGCCGCCAGACCCCUACCUCAAACCCCUCAUGACCGAGCUGCUCAAACGCAUCCUCGACAGCAACAAGAGGGUUCAAGAGGCCGCCUGCAGUGCGUUUGCAACUCUUGAAGAGGAGGCCUGUACAGAGCUGGUCCCCUACUUGAGCUUCAUUCUGGACACGCUGGUGUUUGCCUUCAGCAAGUACCAGCACAAGAACCUGUUGAUCCUAUACGACGCCAUCGGAACCCUUGCUGACUCUGUGGGACACCAUCUUAACCAGCCGGAAUACAUCCAGAAGCUCAUGCCUCCUCUUAUUCAGAAAUGGAAUGAGUUAAAAGAUGAAGACAAGGAUCUGUUCCCUUUGUUGGAGUGCCUGUCUUCAGUGGCCACAGCACUACAGAGCGGCUUCCUGCCCUACUGUGAACCAGUUUACCAGCGCUGUGUGACCCUGGUCCAGAAGAACCUCGCUCAAGCCAUGAUGUAUAACCAGCACCCUGACCAGUACGAGGCCCCUGAUAAAGACUUCAUGAUUGUGGCCCUCGAUCUGCUCAGCGGUCUGGCGGAGGGACUCGGAGCUCAUGUAGAACAGCUGGUCACCCGCAGCAACAUCAUGACCCUGAUCUUCCAGUGCAUGCAGGACACCAUGCCAGAAGUGCGUCAGAGUUCGUUCGCUCUGCUGGGGGACCUGACUAAGGCGUGUUUCCUUCACGUCAAGCCCUGCAUCGCUGAGUUCUUGCCUGUCCUGGGCCUCAAUCUCAACCCGGAGUUCAUAUCGGUGUGCAACAAUGCCACAUGGGCCAUCGGAGAGAUCGCCAUACAGAUGGGUACGGAGAUGCAGCCGUUUGUGGCCCUGGUUCUCAAUAGCCUUGUGGAGAUCAUCAACAGACCUAAUACACCUAAAACUCUGCUGGAGAACACGGCCAUUACGAUUGGUCGGCUGGGAUAUGUGUGCCCACAGGAAGUUGCCCCCAUGUUGCCACAAUUCAUUCGCCCUUGGUGCACGUCACUUAGAAACAUCCGGGACAAUGAAGAGAAAGAUUCCGCCUUCAGGGGCAUUUGCGUAAUGAUUGGGGUAAAUCCUGGAGGAGUUGUACAGGAUUUCAUCUUCUUCUGUGACGCUGUGGCCUCCUGGGUAAAUCCAAAAGAGGAUCUGAGGGACAUGUUCUACAAGAUUUUGCACGGCUUCAAGGAUCAGGUCGGUGAGGAUAACUGGCAGCAGUUCUCUGAACAGUUUCCACCGCUGCUGAAGGAGAGGCUUUCAGCCUGCUAUGGUGUGUAGACACCGCCCCGCUGACAUGGGAACCAACUAUUAGGUCAAAUCUACGGGAGGGUUACCGGGGAACUCAUCCAUGUCUGUUUGUGGGAACUACCUGCUGUUAGAGCCAAAGACGUGUGACGGUUUGUGAUCUGGAGCGACCCCGCGUCCUCCAGCUCUGUGCAAGAGGAUUCGAAAGAGAGUUAAUGUGAAAUCAGCCUUUUUACUGUCACCGCUUGGCUUCUGACUUGCUCCGAAUGGGAAUAAAAGCUGAAGCUCAGGGAUCUUGAUCGGGAGGGAGGGUUCGUUCAGGCAAGAUUCACCAGCUGCUUAUAGGACAAAACCACGCCAUUCACUAGUCCAGCUUCGGCCAAGCCUGGCUUCUCCGCUAGACGCCAAAAGCACACACACAAACUGCAACGAGCGGCAUACAUGUGCCUGAACGAAAAAUUUGUUUUCUUAAAGCGACAGAUCACCCAAAAAUGAAAACUUCCAAGCUAAUAUCUCUAAAAACAAGUGUAUAUCAUCUCUAAGAUGUGGAAUAGCACAAUUACUCUUUUACAUGUAUAACAAAAUGUGCGUUAUAGCUGCAAAAGUUAUGAUUUUAAAGUAGUUAUGCAGUGUUUUCCCAGUCUCCUGAAGCCAUGCAGAGGUUUGCUUGAGAAACUGGCUGAAGUGAAGUAGUUAUUCGCUAAAAGCUGUGAUUAUACACCGCAUAAGUCACCAUCAACUUUCGUUUCGUGGGAAAUUUUCAUUUUGGUGGUGUCCUUUCGUUUUAAAAACUAAGUAUAACACCAGUUCUUAGGGUUGGCUAAUGACAGACGCAUGCAAUCAUCAUGACACAAGUACAUAUUUCAAAAUUUUAUGCCUGCUUGAUUUAUUUCCACAGCUCCGUAUUGCAUCGAUCUAUCUUUUCAUUCCACAAAGUAACGGCUUGCUUCAUGUAUCGCUGAUAAUUCUGCUGUAGCCAGUAAAGGAACCAUAAUGGAGGUGUUGAUUUAGGCCACGUUUCAUUAAGCACAUACCUUGAUUUGUUUCCUCUCUUCUUUUUGCCAAUCUAAAAAGUGCAUAGCGAGAAAGGCAAUGAGGAUUCUUGAUUAAGUGACGAGUAAUAAUUUUUCCUAAUUGAUCGCUGUGAUCUGUAGUUGUAUUUAAGCAUUAUUAUUCUUUUGUGUUGCAAACGUCACGUAAAGAUUGAUCCUGCACCAAGAAGUCACUGUAGAGAACGAGUGUUUGCCUCUGCUGCGUUAAAAUAAAUUAUAGGGAUUUAAAUAACUGUAAUGCUUAAGGAACUUUAGUUAGUGGCAUUAUUGAUAUGCACUUUCUCUUAUAAGGACUGUUUGUUUCCCCCUCAAAGAUGGGAACCUAGUGAAGUUAUGAAGGCUGUUUUUGUUAAGAGUAAGGAUGCUUGGCUUGUGUACGGACAAUCUAAUUAUCACGACAGAGAAAGCGAUUUCUUUAAUUAGCUUAAAUUUAACACGGAGUAAAAUUUUAGCAAAGCAACUAACCUGUGUUAAUAGCAUGUGAAGUGUUAAGAUUCUCCAGGCCACACAAUAUGCAGUUGUCCCUUGUAGACGGAUUUAAUUUCAAGGAUGUGUAAUUGCAAGUACAUCGUAUGUCGAUGGGGUUUAGAAUUUUAGGAGAGGUUUCCCAAAUCUUUUUCCCAUAUUUUUUUUUUUUAGCCGCUUUGAGCAUAUUUUAGCUGUUGUUGUGAUUUUUAAAAUGCCUGUUUAAGCAAUAUGCAUGUUCAUCUCUACGAAUAUCAGUUGCAUCUAAAGUUUAUUUUCUCAUUAAACACUAGCUCUGACGAUUUCGUUUUUAAAAUAAAUACUUAAUUUUUUUAAGGUGCUUUUUUUCCGUUUUACAUGUAUUUAACAGAUUUGGUAAGCAACCCUGAUAGACAUUUAAUUCAAGAAUAACUCGAGUUUGACCUUAAAAUGCAAAGUUUAUAUUGUAAAAUUGUGUGGUCAGAUUUGGAAAUCAUGCUGUAUUUAGAUUUGGUUCGUUAAAACUGUCAAAUUAAAAGCCUCACUUUCUUAUUAAUGCACUGAUGCAUUUGCUCCUGUUACUGUAAAGACGUUAUGCUGCCAAGCAGACCCGUGAUCCAACAAGACCUUCUGUAUUUUUUUUUUUUUUUAACUUUUGCAUUUUAUUUAAAAUUGAUUUGAGUAUUUUCGUUUAAUUGUUUAAUAUGCUUUUGUUUAAUAUAUUUUGUUUUGUGCAUAUGCACAAAGAUUUUUUUAGACUUUAAAAGUUUUCUUUUUGCUUUCUUUUUGUUUUAAAGAAUUUUAUUUAUUUGUUUUGGAUUUUUCUUUUACUUUUCUGCGAUGGAGAAAUGCGUUUAGCUUAUGAUUUUCAGAAAGUCUGCUGAAGCAUUAUGAUGUUUACCUCACCCUUACCAGUCCUCAGUUUGGAUGUAGACUUGUUUUUCCACUAAUCACCUUUCUUCAAAUUCUUUGAAUGGGAAAAUAAACCUUUUCUGUCAAAUAAAAACAAA
Carassius carassius (crucian carp) is the source of this 5303-nucleotide messenger RNA. Its product is annotated as transportin-2-like. The transcript is spliced from 25 exons. Gene Ontology annotation, molecular function: small GTPase binding; nuclear import signal receptor activity. Gene Ontology annotation, biological process: protein import into nucleus. NCBI's taxonomy places the organism in Eukaryota, Metazoa, Chordata, Actinopteri, Cypriniformes, Cyprinidae. The record is from RefSeq and is a predicted model, not a curated record. The coding region runs from base 161 to 2830 and encodes 889 amino acids. Gene Ontology annotation, cellular component: cytoplasm; nucleus.